Messenger RNA from Brassica napus (rape), 2667 nucleotides. RefSeq names its product laccase-7-like. The record is from RefSeq and is a predicted model, not a curated record. The transcript has 6 exons. Gene Ontology annotation, biological process: lignin catabolic process. NCBI's taxonomy places the organism in Eukaryota, Viridiplantae, Streptophyta, Magnoliopsida, Brassicales, Brassicaceae. Gene Ontology annotation, cellular component: apoplast. Gene Ontology annotation, molecular function: hydroquinone:oxygen oxidoreductase activity; copper ion binding. The coding region runs from base 178 to 1884 and encodes 568 amino acids.
UAAAAAGUAUAUUUUUUCAAAGUUCAUUCCCAUUAACAUAACGUGUUUUGCUUAUUCGGUCGUUACCACUUGCGCUCUAUAAAUUGACCAAGCUUAAUUUCGUCUUUGCUUCAAAAUCUCCAUAACACAUUUCUCGUUCUUUGUAGCUCGCUUCAUCUCAUCUUUCUGUCUCUAGAGAUGGAGGGCGUUAGGGUUUCUCUUGCUUGCGCUCUUCUUCUUUUUGUAGUCUCUUCAAUAGCUUCUGCAGCCAUUGUCGAACACACCUUCAACGUACAAAACUUAACCAUCUCUCGGCUGUGCAAACGGCAAGUGAUAACGGUUGUUAAUGGAAGCCUGCCUGGACCAACGGUACGCGUCAAGGAGGGUGACUCGCUCGUUAUACACGUCAUUAACAAUUCCCCUCACAACAUCACAAUUCAUUGGCACGGGAUAUUCCAUAGACUGACGGUUUGGGCGGAUGGACCGAGCAUGAUAACGCAAUGCCCAAUCCAGCCAGCUGGUCAUCGCUACGCUUACAGGUUCAACAUCACAGGCCAAGAAGGUACCUUGUGGUGGCACGCACAUUCGUCUUUCUUACGCGCCACCGUCUACGGUGCUAUCAUCAUCCGCCCUAAAUCCGGUCACUCUUACCCGUUUCCCAAACCCCACAAAGAAGUUCCCAUCAUAUUCGGUGAAUGGUGGAACACCGACGUAGUCGCGUUAGAAGAGGCUGCUAUCGCCACCGGAGUUCCUCCAAACAAUUCCGACGCCUAUACGAUCAAUGGCCUGCCAGGAAACCUAUAUCCAUGUUCCAAAGACAGAAUGUUUAACCUAGACGUGGUAAAAGGAAAGUUAUAUUUACUCCGCAUCAUAAACGCGGCAAUGAACAUGCAACUGUUUUUCAAGAUAGCCAAUCACAAGCUGACAGUUGUCGCAGCCGACGCAGUCUACACCAAACCUUACCUCACCGACGUCAUCGUCAUCGCACCGGGUCAAACCGUUGACGCGCUGCUCCACGCCGAUCAGUCUAUCGGUUCAUCCUACUACAUGGCGGCUCAUCCUUACGCCAGCACACCCCUCGUGCCGUUCCCCAACACAACCACCAGAGGCGUCAUCCACUACAUCGGCGGCGCGUCGAAAACACGCAGAACAAAGCGCGUGUUGAUGCCGAAGCUGCCUUCUUUCUUCGACACGCCAACUGCUCACAGGUUCUACUCUAAUCUGACAAGCUUGGUCGGUGGACCACACUGGGUCCCAGUGCCUCACCACGUAGACGAGGAGAUGCUCGUAACCAUCGGGCUCGGGCUAGAGGCUUGCGCUAAAUGUCCGAAUUCGAAAUUCGCUGCUUCGAUGAACAACCACUCAUUCGUCUUACCCAAAAAGCUAUCCAUCUUGGAAGCGGUUUUCCACGGCGUGGACGGCAUUUUCACGCCUGAUUUUCCAAACCAGCCUCCGGUUAAGUUCGAUUACACUGACCCGAACAUAACCCAGACAAGCCCGGGACUCUUGUUCGUUCACAAAUCAACGAGCGCGAAGGUAUUGAAAUUCAAUACAACGGUGGAUUUGGUGCUGCAGAACCACGCGCUUCUCGCGGCUGAGAAUCACCCCAUGCAUCUCCAUGGGUUUAACUUCCACGUGUUGGCUCAAGGGUUCGGUAAUUAUGACCCGACCCGUGAUCGGAGCAAGUACAAUCUCGUCAACCCCCAGUUCCGUAAUACCUUGGCUGUGCCUGUUGGUGGGUGGGCCGUGGUCCGUUUCAGAGCUGAUAACCCAGGUGCGUGGAUUAUGCAUUGUCAUAUCGAUGUUCACUUGCCAUUUGGAUUAGGGAUGGUGUUUGUGGUUGAGAACGGACCAACGAAGUCGACCAGCUUGCCACCGCCACCUCCUGAUCUUCCGAGAUGUUAAACAAUAUAAAUAGCUUUCUUGAAAACAGUAAUAAAAAUAUUACUCAGGGCAAGGGAAAUAAAGUUUGGCUCAAGCUAACUGGGAUUUGUUUUAUUUGUUUGAUUUGAUUGAUCACAUUUGUUUUGAUGUCAUGUAGUCGAUAAUAAAUGUUGAAUUUGUAGUCCAUUCAAAUGUUGUGUAUGUGGGUAAAUUGUAUAUAAAUUUUAUUGUUCUACUACUAUUAUCAAUUUCUCAACUUUUGGUUUAGGUACCUGAUAGUCUGAUACCUCACAAGGAACGUAAUUUAGCCUGGUUUAGUUUGAAAUGAACACUUGGCUCCGUAAUUUAACUCCGGUUUAGUUUCAUACCGGUAUUGGGAUUUACCGGUUCUCGGUUCCAAAUUUUGGAAGAAGCCCAAUACUAUCGAAAUAAACAAGAGCCGUCAGAUAAGCAUCGCAAAUACGAACCGUUAGAGUUGGGCCCUAAAGGCCCAAUAUCAUCAAAGUAAAUAAGAGCCGUCAGAUCAGCAAGUAAGCAAAAACUAAGAACCGUUAGAUUCAGAUCACUAAGAAGAAGCCCUAGAUUCAUUUUAUCCUCUACCCAUUUCGUAUAGUAUAAAAACACUGAAACCAAAACCCUAGUUCCUUUCUGUUAUCUCCAUCACUCUUCUGCAGACAAAGAGAAAACUCGAGUCUCAUCACGUGAGCAACAAUGGUGAAGGCAACAAAGGCAGAGAAGAAGAUCGCUUACGACGCGAAGCUAUGCCAGCUCAUCGACGAGUUCACCCAGAUUCUUGUCGUUGCC